Molecule: messenger RNA, 3866 nt
Organism: Lytechinus variegatus (green sea urchin)
Lineage: Eukaryota; Metazoa; Echinodermata; Echinoidea; Temnopleuroida; Toxopneustidae
Gene: mtrex
Product: exosome RNA helicase MTR4-like
Exons: 22
Coding region: 76-3141 (1021 amino acids)
Biological process (GO): maturation of 5.8S rRNA; RNA catabolic process
Cellular component (GO): nucleus
Molecular function (GO): ATP binding; RNA binding; RNA helicase activity
Source: RefSeq, a predicted model, not a curated record
GUCUGGAAAGAGACUAAGUUUCAACACGUUUUCUGGGUGUUUAAAUUAAUUGUGUUUUUGCUGUAAUAAAUCGCAAUGGAAGACGCGUUCGGGGACGAUCUUUUCAGUGUUUUUGAUGAUGGAACAUCUUCCAAAGAGACAAUAAAUUCAAAGAAGAAAUCGUCAAAAGGACCUGAGACAUCAGAUGGCUCUUCCAAUAAGAGAGCAGCCGAGAGUUCGGCAUCCUCUGACCCAGCGGACGCAAAGAGGCCCAAAGUCUCGCUCAUUACAGAAGAACUAAAUUUGUCUGAGAUCCUGCCGCAGGUGAAGACCCACGAUGUAGAAUGCCUUGAAGGAUGUACCCAUGAAGUGGCUAUACCACUUGAAGAAGAAUUCAAACCACUGGAACCCACCACUAAAAAGGCUGCUAAGGAGUACCCAUUCAUUCUAGAUCCGUUUCAGAAGGAGGCUAUCAAAUGUCUUGAAAACAACCAAUCUGUGUUGGUUUCAGCUCACACUUCGGCAGGAAAGACAGUUUGUGCAGAAUAUGCUAUAGCCAUGUCACUGAGAGACAAACAGAGAGUGAUAUAUACCACUCCAAUCAAAGCUCUCAGCAAUCAGAAGUACAGAGAGCUGUUUGAAGAGUUUCAAGAUGUUGGUCUUAUGACAGGGGAUGUGACUAUCAACCCAUCUGCCAGUUGCCUCAUUAUGACAACAGAAAUUUUACGUAGCAUGUUAUAUCGAGGAUCAGAGAUCAUGAGGGAAGUCGGUUGGGUCAUCUUUGACGAGAUUCAUUAUAUGAGAGACAAGAAUCGAGGUGUAGUUUGGGAAGAGACCAUUAUCCUGCUUCCCGACAAUGUCCACUAUGUGUUCCUAUCUGCUACCAUUCCUAAUGCUAAACAGUUUGCAGAAUGGAUCUGUCAUCUUCACAAACAGCCAUGCCAUGUAGUGUACACAGAGUAUCGUCCUGUACCAUUGCAGCAUUACAUCUUCCCGGCCGGAGGGGAUGGACUUCAUCUGGUGGUCGAUGAAAAGGGUGAGUUUCGUCAGGAUAACUUCAAUGCUGCCAUGCAGGUUCUGCGAGACGGAGGAGAUGCAGCCAAGGGUGACCAGAGAGGGCGUCGAGGAGGCACUAAAGGACCUUCAAACAUCUUCAAGAUUGUGAAGAUGGUGAUGGAGAGAAGCUUUCAGCCGGUCAUCGUCUUCAGCUUCAGCAAGAAGGAAUGCGAGGCUUACGGCCUUCAGGUCUCCAAGCUGGACUUCAACACGCAGGAGGAGAAGACUCUGGUGGUGGAGGUCUUUAACAACGCAAUGGACUGUCUUUCAGAAGAGGACAAGAAACUUCCUCAGGUUGAGAACGUCUUACCCCUCCUGAAGAGAGGAGUCGGGAUACACCACUCCGGUUUGUUACCCAUCCUCAAGGAGACCAUUGAGAUACUGUUCUCUGAAGGCCUCAUCAAGGCGCUCUUUGCUACCGAGACUUUCGCCAUGGGUCUCAACAUGCCUGCCAGGACGGUCAUCUUCACCAAUGCACGCAAGUUUGAUGGCAAGGAUUUCAGAUGGAUUACAUCCGGUGAGUACAUUCAGAUGAGUGGGCGUGCAGGAAGGCGUGGUUUGGAUGACAGGGGUAUCGUCAUCCUCAUGAUUGAUGAGAAGAUGAGUCCCGGUGUCGGCAAGGACAUUCUACAGGGUCAGCCGAACCCACUGAACAGUGCCUUCCAUCUGACGUACAACAUGGUGAUGAAUCUGCUGAGGGUCGAAGGCAUCAACCCUGAAUACAUGCUGGAGAGAUCAUUCUUUCAGUUCCAGAGCUAUACAGCCAUUCCAGAACUCUUUGAGAAGCUUCGGAAGCUGGAGGAGGAGUAUAAUGCCAUGGCGAUACCCCAGGAGGACAGCGUAGAGUCUUAUUACAAGAUCAGACAACAGCUGAAGAAGCUUGCCAAAGACAUCCAGGGUUUCAUCACAAAACCAAAAUACUGUCUCCCCUUUAUGCAACCAGGCAGGAUGGUGAAGGUGAAGAAUGGGGAUGAUGCCUUUGGCUGGGGUGUGGUGGUGAACUUCAGGAGGAAAGCAAACCAGAAGAUGAACAAUCCCAGCGACGAUUCACCCCUCUACAUCUCAGAGGUCCUCCUCAACUGCUCUCAAGAGAGCAUCAAGAAUGCUGCCUCAGAAUCUGCCAAGCCUCCCAAGGAAGGGGAGAAAGGAGAGAUGACGGUUGUACCCAUAAUGCUUCACCUGAUCAGUGAGAUUAGCAGUGUCCGAGUCUACCUACCCAAAGACUUGAGGCCACCAGACAAUAGACAGAGUGUAGGCAAAUCAAUACAGGAGGUCCAGAGAAGAUUUCCCGAUGGCCUCCCUCUUUUGGAUCCCGUGGAGGACAUGGGUAUUAAAGAUGAUGCACUCAAGAAAGUGGUAGAGAAAGUGGAAGCUUUUGAAGAGAGGAUGUACUCACAUACACUGCAUUCUGACCCACAGUUGGAGAAGCUUUACGGUCUCUAUGAGAAGAAAGCACAGAUUGCAGAUCAGAUAAGAGAAGCUAAGCGAGAGCUGAAGAAAGCCAGGACUGUGAUUCAGAUGGACGAACUGAAAUGUAGGAAGAGAGUAAUCAGAAGAAUGGGUUUUGCAACCCCGGCUGACGUCAUCGAGACAAAGGGACGUGUCGCUUGUGAGAUUAGCAGUGCCGAUGAACUGGUGUUAACAGAGAUGAUUUUCAAUGGUCUGUUUAACCCACUGAGUGCCGAGGAGUGUGUUACACUCAUGAGCUGCUUUGUAUUUGAAGAGAAGAGCAAGGAGACCCCCAAACUCACCAAUCAGGUUGCUACAGCUCUCAGACAACUCCAGGACACUGCUCGUAGGAUAGCCAAGGUCAGCAUGGAAGCAAAGCUGGACAUUGAUGAGGAGGACUAUGUCAUGUCCUUUAAGUCCACCCUGAUGGAGGUUGUCUAUGCCUGGGCGUCGGGGGCGUCCUUCUCUCAGAUCUGCAAGAUGACAGAUACCUUUGAGGGCAGUAUAAUCCGAUGUAUGAGACGUCUGGAGGAGCUCAUGAAGGAGAUGUGUCACGCUGCGAAGGCUAUCGGAAACACAGAACUGGAAAACAAGUUUUCUGAAGGAAUCGUCAAGAUCAAGCGUGACAUUGUCUUUGCUGCGAGUCUCUACUUAUAGAGCUGCUGAUGGUGCAAUCAAGACACAGUACAUGCAGUACCUGGUGUGCAGUCCCAUGCAUAGGAUUACUUGUAGGGUGCAUCAUGAACAGGACUUCAGAAGACUUACAUAAACCACCCAACCUUAUGACAUAUUGCAAGCAAGCUUCCAUGUAUGGUCAAUGUGAGGUUGGCUGCAAGGACAUUCUUCCAUGAACAAUGCUAUUUGAAUCCAGUUUGGUGAUAUGGACACAUUAAUCAGCAGUAAAAAGAGACUGUUUUGCUAUUUCGAUAUUUAUAAAAUGUUUUUACUUGGAUAUUAGAGUAUACUUUUUAAGUUUCCUUCUCUUCUCAUUCUAGGAUCAUGAUUUUACAUUGGACUUCACAUUUUCUAUCAUGAUUCUUGUGUUGAACGAAUGGUUUCUAAAGUUACAAAUGAUCAAGAAAAAUAGACAUGGAGUUAUAUAUUUUUCAAUACAUGAGAAUUGUUCCUUUCUAUUAAAAGGUAGUGUUGCCUGCUUGGCAUUGAUCAAGAUCAAAACCCAUCAGUGUUAGGUCCACAUCCAGGUCUGGGAAAGUUCUUUGGAGCAUUUUGUGAAACAAAUAGUGUGUGGUUUUUAACUGACUAUUGUUAUAAGCUACUGAAAUCAUUGCCUCUCUUUGGUUGAGAGUAGAUUUGUCAGUGAAAAUCAUUGACAAGAUGUUAAGUGAAACACUCUCCUGGUGUCAAUUCAGUUAAAUAAUAUC